GUGGGCAAGUCGGGGGCCGAGCGCCAGUUCAAGGGCCUGGGGGACUGCCUGGUGCAGAUCACCAAGUCCGACGGCAUCCGGGGCAUGUACCAGGGGUUCAACGUCUCCGUGCAAGGCAUCAUCAUCUACCGGGCGGCCUACUUCGGGGUGUACGACACGGCCAAAGGCAUGCUCCCUGACCCCAAGAACACCCACAUCUUCAUCAGCUGGAUGAUCGCCCAGUCGGUGACGGCCGUAGCCGGCGUGGUCUCCUACCCCUUCGACACCGUGCGGCGACGGAUGAUGAUGCAGUCGGGCCGCAAAGGAGCCGACAUCAUGUACACGGGCACCAUCGACUGCUGGCGGAAGAUCUUCAAGGACGAGGGCGGCAAGGCUUUCUUCAAGGGCGCCUGGUCCAACGUCCUGCGGGGCAUGGGCGGGGCCUUCGUGCUGGUCCUAUACGAUGAGCUGAAGAAGAUCAUCUAGGCACCCGGACCCGGACCCGGGGCCCCAGGGCCGCCCCCCUCACGGUUACGGACCAUUGACCUUCCGGAAAUUCCACGUCCCUGCCGGCCAGACCACGGUAGCGCCGGGCGGGACCUAGGACCAGACCCUUCCUCCGAUCAUGACCACUGACACCCCAUUCCACGCCUCGACGGGGAGGCCCCCCAGGCCCCGGGGUCCCCGCAGGGCCGCCCCUCCCCCUCGCAGGCCGCGUGUGUAGCGUUUAUUUAAAGGAAAUCAUGCGUCAUCUGAGCUUCCGCUGUCCUCUCUGCACAGCCGAGUCCGCAAGUCCCUUCUCUGUCGGGCACCCCGCCAGCAAUUAAACCCAGACACGGAGA
This is a messenger RNA of Myotis davidii, 821 nucleotides long. Its product is annotated as ADP/ATP translocase 3-like. The transcript has a single exon. The record is from RefSeq and is a predicted model, not a curated record. Gene Ontology annotation, biological process: mitochondrial ATP transmembrane transport; mitochondrial ADP transmembrane transport. Gene Ontology annotation, cellular component: mitochondrial inner membrane. Gene Ontology annotation, molecular function: ATP:ADP antiporter activity. NCBI's taxonomy places the organism in Eukaryota, Metazoa, Chordata, Mammalia, Chiroptera, Vespertilionidae. The coding region runs from base 85 to 465 and encodes 126 amino acids.